CCUCCUCUAGCGCGAGAAUAUUCGUCAAACCCUCCGCCUCGCCCUUACCGGUGCCUUUCCUAAUGCCAAGAUCACUAAGCAGCUCCAAGACAUUGACCAAGCCUGUCCAACGCUCUUCCGCACUCUGUUUCCACAGGAGACUAUGCGUCUGGCGAUCGAUGAAGAUAAUACCGGCGAUACCGUCGAGAACAUCAUCUUUGACGAUGGUCAUCGUAAUCCUACAGCGCAGUCUAAGAUCCAGCAGAAGUAUUGCCGCGAGACGCUCAAGCUCCCUACACGCCCGUCACAUAUGACAGCAGGUUUCCGUGGUAAUUUAUCCUCUGCCUAUCUCCGAGACUAUGGGCGGAACGUACACCAUAUGGGAACCAGUGUCGUCGAGUGGUGGAAGAAGUUCUCGUUUGAUGCCAAUAAUAAGAGGACUACUUUUGGACGAGGUGACUUCAUCCAGGUCCGUGGUACCACCCUUAAGGUAUGCGGUAUCGACGAUAUCUUCACGCAUGAAGCGCUGCCCGGCUAUAAGCGCCUGUUCCUCAUCCUGACGCCCACCUUGCAACCCACCGAACGUGUCGAUCCUGCGCCUACCUCACAACACACCGGAUGCGUCAAUCCUGUAUCGACCUCGCAAGCCACCGGACGUAUUGACCCUAUUCUCAAGCUCCCUCUCCUGCGUAUUGAAGGCGAGGAGCAGCAGUUCUUCGUCGGCCUUCCUGCUAUCGAAGCUACCAAGCUCUUUAUCCUCCCCGUCAAGGAACACGACGGACAUGACAAUGAGAUACCGUUGGACAAGGAUUCGGACACGCUGCUAUAUGUAAACUGGAGCAAGAUCCACUUUAUGUAGUGCCUGGCGCCAGACAAGCUUAAGAUAGCUGGCUGUCAGGAGAGAUAGAUGAGACGGAUCUGUGUAAUAAGAAGGGCGCUCUGGUGGCUUGCAAACUAUACGAUAGAUGGAUGGAUGGAUGGAUGGAUGGAUGGAUGGAUAGAUGGAUGGAUAGAUGGGUGGAUGGAUUCUGAUGGCUUACAAAGUGUAUGAUGGAUGGACGAGAUGAAUAGAUGGAUAGAUCGCUGCACUGAUGGCAUCAAAUGGGUGUCUGGGACCGAUGGGACGAAAACAAUACACCGGCAUACACUUCCUACCGUGGGAGGUAAAGUCUCUCUACACCGACCACAGGAGCGCCGCACUACCUCUAACCCACCCAACUCUGUUCGACUCUUAACAUGAAGGGGAUUUUACACGCGAUACAGCGAUGUAUGUAUAAUACACAGGCUUUCCGAUAAGCUUAGCAAAACAUUCAAGCAGCAU
This is a messenger RNA of Eremomyces bilateralis CBS 781.70, 1300 nucleotides long. RefSeq lists its product as uncharacterized. The transcript has a single exon. Bases 143 to 838 code for a protein of 231 amino acids. NCBI's taxonomy places the organism in Eukaryota, Fungi, Ascomycota, Dothideomycetes, Eremomycetales, Eremomycetaceae. The record is from RefSeq and is a predicted model, not a curated record.